AUGGGUGACGUCGAGCAUGGCGCGGCGAACCCGCUCCGGCCCUACGAGGAGGCCGCGAAGGCGGGGCUCAUCCCCGAGACCUUGCUCGAGGUCUCGGGCAUGCAGUACGCCGUCGGCGAGAAGGUGCUCCUCGAGGAGGUGUCCGUCGUCUUCCAGCCGCGGCAUCUGACGGCCCUCAUGGGCCCCUCGGGCGCGGGCAAGACGACCCUCAUGAACGUCAUCAGCGGCCGCGCGGGCGGGAAGAUCCUCAAGGGCGGCGUCCUCGUGAACGGCGCGCCGACGACGCCGAAGAAGCUCCGCCUGCUCAUGAGCUACAUGCCCCAGGAGGACGUGCUCUAUCCGUCGCUGACCGUCAAGCAGACGCUCUACUACAGCAGCUUCCUCCGGUGCCCCGAGAAGUGGAGCCGCGAGGCGAAGACGGAGCGCGUCGACGUCAUCCUCUCGAAGCUCAACCUCAAGCACGUCGAGAACGGCAUCGUCGGGGACCACACGACCAAGGGCUCCAUCAGCGGCGGCCAGAAGCGGCGCCUGAGCGCGGCCAUCGAGUUCCUGUCGUUCCGGCCCGUCAUGCUCAUGGACGAGCCGACGUCGGGCCUCGACUCGCCGAGCGCGAUGACGCUCGUCAAGCUCCUCCACGACGCGGCGACGGACCAGGGCCGCACGGUGAUCUGCACGAUCCACCAGCCGUCGUGGUCCAUCGUCUGCCUCUUCGACCCCCUCGUGCUCCUCGGCGCGGGCGGCAAGCAGAUCUACGACGGCCCCGUGCCCGGCCUGCCCGCGUUCUUCGCGGACGGCGGCGCGCCGUGCCCCGAGUCGGAGAACCCGGCGGACCACGCCCUGUACGUCCUCGCCCGGGGCGACACGGACGGCUGGCACGCCAAGUGGAAGGCGGGCCGCCUCGGGCAGAAGCGGCCGCCGAGCGAGGUCACGGGCUUCCUGACGAGCGACGACCCCGACGGCCCGCGCGACUACCCCAUCUCGUUCAUGACGCAGUACCGGCUCCUCCUGCUCCGGAGCGUCCACAUCUGGGUCUGCGACCCGUCGCAGGGCCCCCUGGUCUGGGGCAUGACCGUCUUCUCGACCAUCAUGUACGCGUCGGCCUACUUCAGCCUCCACGACUCGGUGUCGCGCGAGCUCGCGAUCAUCACCUUCGUCAUGUUCAUCUACCAGGCGGCGUCGACGCCCCUCUGCGUCGUCAUGCCCCUGGAGCGGGCCGUGGUCCUGCGCGACUACCGCAACGGCGUCUUCUCGACGGCGCCGUACUGGCUCGCGCGCGCGACGCUCGCGUGCAUCAACGGCGUCAUCAUCUCGUUCCUCGCGUGCGCCAUCGUCUACCCCUGCCUGUCGUUCACGUUCAAGAACGCGAUGAUCCCCUUCAAGUUCUACUUCAUGACGACGCUCCUCAUGAGCUGCUGCAUGCUCCUGGGGCUGAUCAUCGGCAUCUCGUCGCCGAGCGCGCUCGCGGCGAUCAAGAUCGUGCCGCCGUCGCUCGUCAUCCAGAUGCUCACGUGCCAGGUGCUCAUCCCCCAGAACCAGUUCCCGGACUACUUCCUGCCCCUCAAGUACGUCAACCUGCUCACGUGGUCCGUCAAGUACCUCAUGGUCCAGGUCUUCGCGCACACGACGGACAAGGCCGGGGACAUCCUCGAGUCGCCGGUCUACUUCGACAUCAGCGAGGGCAACGUCGACUCGUGCGUCCCCAUGAUGUUCCUCCUCUUCGGCGCCCUCUUCGCCGCGGGCUUCGUCGUCACGACCGCGCGGCUCAACCGGCCGGACGGCGGCGGCGGCGGCGCGGCGAGGCCCGCGCCGGCGCCGCGGAAGGUCCUCGACGGCGCCAAGGUCGCGGACCUCGCCGCCGAGGCGUCGGAGCCCCUGCUCGGCGGGGGGCGCGGCGACGCCUACGGCGCCGCGUCCCUCGCGGCCGCGCCGGCGUCCGUGCGCGCGCACGCGAUCACGCUCUGGCGCGACGUCCGCUCGCCGGGCAAGAAGGCGACGCUCCACGACGUCUCCGUGAGCUUCGAGGCGAAGACGACGACGGCCCUCAUGGGGCCCUCGGGCGCGGGCAAGACGACGCUCAUCGACGUGCUCACGGGCCGCACGCUCGAGAACGACCUCGUCGAGGGCGUCGUCACGGUCAACGGCCGCGAGCUGCCCAAGGCCGACUUCAAGUACUUCACGACCGUGACGCCCCAGGAGGACAUCCUCCUCGCGGACCUCACGGUGCGCGACAUCCUCUACUUCACGGCGGAGCUGCGCUGCCAGCGGGACCUGAGCCUCAAGGCGAAGCGCGCGCGCGCCGACGAGGUCAUCGCGCAGCUCGGGCUCCAGGCCAAGGCCGACGUCGUCGUCGGGUCCACGGAGAAGCCGGGCAUCAGCGGCGGCCAGAAGAAGCGCGUGUCCAUCGGCAUGGACCUCCUGGCGAACUGCUCCGUCAUGUGCCUCGACGAGCCGACGACGGGCCUCGACGCCGCGGCGGCGCUGAGCAUCGCGGACGUCGUCAUGUCCCUGGCCAAGGUCACGGGGCGGACCAUGGUCUGCACGAUCCACCAGCCGACCUGGGAGCUCAUCUCGCGCUUCGACCAGCUCACGAUCCUCGUCCAGGGCCGCCUCGCGUUCUGCGAGCAGCCCGCGCAGCUCGCGCCGUUCUUCGCGGGCGGCGGCCACCCGUGCCCGGACAACGAGAACCCCAUCGACUUCGCCAUGUACCGGCUCCAGGACGGGAGCGCCACGGUCUGGACGGACCUCUGGCGGCGCAGCGCCGCGGCCAAGGCCCGCGCGACCGAGACGCUCCCGGCCGACGCGUUCGCCGAGCCCGCGUCGAGGGCCGGCGACUACGACGCCGUCUUCGGCCGCUACCCCACGUCCGCGGCGACGCAGUACUGGAUCCUCCUCAAGCGCUGCACGCUGUCGUACCUCAAGGACGAGGACCAGUCCGUCGAGCACGUCAUGCCGUCGCUCAUGCAGGCGCUCGUCACGGGCCUCGUGUACCUCAACUUCAGCACGAACCUCUACCUGGCCACGGGCAUGUGCUUCGGCGUCAUGGGCGCCUGCAUGAUCGCCUUCAACGCCUUCCUGCUCAACAUCCCCUUCGAGAAGGCGCUCAUCGUCCGCGAGUACAAGAACGGGUCCUACGGCGCGGCGGCGUACUGGGCGUCGCGGAUGACGCUGGCCUCCGUGAGCGCGGCCUGCGUCGCCUUCGUGACGCCCUUCAUCUGGUGGCCGCUCAUGGGGCUGCCGCUCAACGAGCCCAGCCGCGUCGUCUACGCGGCGCUCGCCAUCGCGAUCACGGCCGCGUCCUACGCGAGCCUCGCGAGCCUCGCGGGCGUCGUCAUGCCCGACGCCGUCGCCGCGGCCCAGACCUCGGAGCCCAUCAUCACGCUCCUCACGCUCACGGGCGGCACGAUGCUCACGCGGCCCCAGAUCAAGGUCUACUGGAUGUGGCUCUACUACCUCAACCCGCUCCACUACUGCUACGAGAUCGUCGUCACCCAGGGCUUCCAGGGCCGCCACGGCUCCCACAAGCCCGAGGACACGCUCGACUACUUCCACUACGGCAACGGCCACAUGGGCGCCAACUUCACGUGGCUCAUCACGAUCUACGUCGUCAUCGCCGCCGCGGGCUUCAUCGUCGUGCCGCGCUUCAUGGGGCACUAAACUUAAGUACGGAACAUGGCUGGCUUA
This is a messenger RNA of Aureococcus anophagefferens, 3681 nucleotides long. RefSeq lists its product as hypothetical. The coding region runs from base 1 to 3654 and encodes 1217 amino acids. Lineage: Eukaryota; Pelagophyceae; Pelagomonadales; Pelagomonadaceae. The transcript has a single exon. Gene Ontology annotation, molecular function: ABC-type transporter activity; ATP hydrolysis activity; ATP binding. The record is from RefSeq and is a predicted model, not a curated record. Gene Ontology annotation, cellular component: membrane.